GUCUAAAUAUGUUUUACAAAUAUCAUGUUGAGUAAACUAGAUAUUCUUAUUUCACUUUAUCUAGUUGAAUGAAGCCAUGUAUUGUGGAAUUGCCCAUGAAGCACAUGUACGCAGAUACGAGCUAUAAGAAUACCGGGACAUCACAUUUAAAAUGGGUUUGCUUUGGAUUCCGUCGCUGACAAAGAGCAAUACUACUUGUCCACUGUGGAAGAGUUGCUAGAUAAAUAAGUUAGGUAGCUUCUAGUUCCUGCAAUAUAGCUAGCAAAAAGCUUCUCUAAGGCAAGAUGAGUGGAAAUUCGGGUAAAAAUCCUGUGCCCGUCGACACCAAUGGCAUUACUCCAUUUCAACAGAUGUUGGCUUCCUGCUCAGGGGCUCUCCUGACGUCAUUGUUUGUCACACCUCUGGAUGUUGUCAAGAUCAGACUCCAGACUCAGAAAAGUCCCUUUCCCAAAGGGAAAUGCUUUGUGUAUUGCAAUGGCCUGAUGGACCAUACCUGUGUGUGUACGAACGGCAACUCCAAGGCCUGGUACAAGGCCCCCGGCCACUUCAAUGGCACUCUGGAUGCCUUUAUUAAGAUAGUCCGCAGGGAAGGUAUCAAGUCGUUAUGGAGCGGCCUCCCUCCAACCCUUAUCAUGGCGGUCCCGGCGACAGUGAUCUACUUCACGUGUUACGACCAACUGCGUGCUGCCCUGAGGGUCAGGAUGGGGUCACACGCUGAGGAGGCACCUCUACUAGCAGGCGCCCUCGCCAGAGUGGGCUCUGUGACAGUGAUCAGUCCGUUGGAGCUGAUCCGUACUAAGAUGCAGUCCCAGAGAAGUUCGUACAGGGAGCUGAGUGAGGUUAUCCACUCUGCAGUACGCAACGAGGGCUGGCAGUCUCUCUGGAGGGGCUGGGGACCCACACUGCUUAGAGACGUGCCCUUCUCAGCCAUGUACUGGUAUAACUAUGAGAAGGGGAAGGCGUGGCUGUGUAAGCACAACAACAUCAGAGAGCCAACGUUUGCCAUCACCUUCAUUUCCGGAGCUGUGUCUGGAUCAAUUGCUUCCAUAGUAACUCUUCCCUUCGACGUUGUGAAGACCAGGAGGCAGGUGGAGAUAGGGGAACUCCAGGCUAUGAAUUUGUCGUCCAAGGCCUCCUCCUCUACUCUCAGUGUGAUGACCAAGAUUGUGGCUGAGAACGGCGUGGGUGGACUGUUUGUAGGUUUCCUUCCCAGGGUGAUCAAGGUGGCCCCAGCCUGUGCCAUUAUGAUCAGCUGUUAUGAGUUUGGGAAAGCCUUCUUCCGCAAGCACAACCAGGAGAGGCUGCUGACCAGCACCACCUGACCUGACUAGGGCCUCUCACACACACAAACCACCACCAUAGACAAUACCAAGAACACAAUCAGCCAUCGGCUACCUCUACCUUUCCCUGGGUUCUUAGAGAUGUUCAGGUGUAACUUUGCAUGCCUGUGUCCUCCCAGCUGCUUAGACACUCCAACACCCUGUUAUAAAGUGUUCAAGUGUGAUCUGUCAUGUGACUAGCUGGAAGUAGCUAAUGUUGGCGUUUAGGACCCAAGAACGUCAGGACUUGAUUCUGUUCCAAAGCAGGAAAUAUUGGCAGACAUGAAAACAAUAUUGAAGACAAAUAUUUGUAGGUAAUCAAUAUUAUUCAUAUUUUCUUCUAUUUCUCAAUCAAGAUAUACUGCACUUACUCACCAUACUAAUUGUGACAAGAGAAAAUAGUCAAAGUGCACAGAUUGUAUUUGAAAUAUCAUUUUCACAACUACUUAAAAAUGAUUUGCAUAAUCUUUUUCCUGUGCACUCAUGAUGAAAUAUCAUGUUAUGAAGUGCAUUUAAUUACACAGGCCUGUAGGUGGUAUCAGAGACUUGUCUGUAACCAGAAACUGAGUGGGUCAUAUUGGACAAGUGUUUUAUCCCAUUACGUUAGUUAUUGAGGUAUGGGGGUUGUGUGCACUGUGCUAUCCGGGGUCUGACAGUAAUAAUAAUCAUUUGAUGGAUGCUUAUAUUUGUCCUGUUUCACACAUGUACACGUGUGUAUCAUACCCAUGUCUGAAAUGGGGAAAUGUGUUUUUUGAAUACCCCGACACCCUCAGAGUGGAGUCAGGGACAGUAGAGAUGAGGGUCAAAGCUGUGGAUGAGGUGGGAUAACUUCUGGUUAGUAGUCUCUGUCCCGCAGAACCCCCUCUCAUUCCCUGCCGCUUUCUCUCUCAAUUCAUGACCCGAACUCUAUCACCUCAUUCUCAACCCUAUUGGAAGAGAAGGCCCAAGGUCCUUCAGGAUACAUGUUCUGUUCAGUGCCAGACUGACAGUUUAAACCUGAAAUUCAACUCUUAACUUACACCUCUUCCAGAAUCCCAUAUUCAAUCCCCAGUCAGCCAGACAUGGACUGUGAACUGUGACAACCUGUACAUGUUCUCAAAACAUGUAGCAAUGAUAUAUAUUUCUAUUGUUUAAUAUAUUCUACAAUGAUCACCUGUAGUGACACGUUUUCCAACUUUGUACAGAAAUACAUAGAAUAAAAGUCACAUUUUGACAUUUGAA
Molecule: messenger RNA, 2540 nt
Organism: Oncorhynchus keta (chum salmon)
Lineage: Eukaryota; Metazoa; Chordata; Actinopteri; Salmoniformes; Salmonidae
Product: probable mitochondrial glutathione transporter SLC25A40
Exons: 11
Coding region: 285-1322 (345 amino acids)
Biological process (GO): mitochondrial transmembrane transport
Source: RefSeq, a predicted model, not a curated record